Messenger RNA from Drosophila novamexicana, 2441 nucleotides. RefSeq names its product dnaJ homolog subfamily C member 5 homolog (gene Csp). Lineage: Eukaryota; Metazoa; Arthropoda; Insecta; Diptera; Drosophilidae. The record is from RefSeq and is a predicted model, not a curated record. Gene Ontology annotation, biological process: regulation of neuromuscular synaptic transmission. Gene Ontology annotation, cellular component: type Is terminal bouton. The transcript is spliced from 7 exons. Bases 215 to 967 code for a protein of 250 amino acids.
UGUCGUGCGCAUAAAACGGACACGCACACACCACUAGUCAGAAUCGAUAACGAUAUCCGUAGUAGCCGUAGUCAUUUACAAUUUUCGUGACAAAUAUAACAAAUGUGUUGUUUCCCGAGUGUGUGAGUGCGUGCAAAAAGCUAGUGUUAAUUAUUAAUUGCUGACAAUAGUGUGACAUCCAAUCGAAGAGACACGCGGCAGCAAUAAAAGCAACAUGAGUGGCGGUGGCAUGGAUAAAAGAAAACUGUCCACAUCGGGCGAUUCGCUCUAUGAAAUCUUGGGACUUCCUAAAACAGCAACAGCUGAUGAUAUCAAGAAGACUUAUAGAAAACUUGCACUUAAAUACCAUCCAGAUAAAAAUCCAGACAACGCUGACGCUGCCGAUAAGUUCAAGGAGGUCAAUCGGGCACACUCGAUACUGAGCGAUCAGACGAAACGCAAUAUUUAUGAUAAUUAUGGUUCACUGGGUCUCUACAUUGCCGAGCAGUUUGGCGAGGAGAAUGUGAAUGCGUACUUUGUGGUCACAUCGCCGGCGGUAAAGGCCUUGGUCAUUUGCUGCACAUUGCUGACGGGCUGCUGUUGUUGUUGCUGCUGCUGCUGCUGUUGCAACUUCUGUUGCGGCAAGUUUAAACCACCGGUGAACGAGUCGCACGACCAGUAUUCACAUUUGAAUCGCGCUGAUGGCAAUCGAGAGGCCAGCGAUCUGCCACCGACUUUGGGACAAAAUCCACGUCUUGAGGACGCUGAUCUCGACGAUGUCAACCUGGGCGCAGGAGGCGCACCUGUUACCACACAGCCGCGCGAACAGGCUGGUGGUCAGCCCGUCUUCGCCAUGCCCCCACCAAGCGGCGCUGCAGUUGGCGUUAAUCCCUUCACUGGAGCUCCGGUGGCGGCCAACGAGAACACGUCGCUGAACGCAACAGAACAGACCACAUACACACCAGAUAUGGUUAAGCAAAAAUAUUAGGUUCAUGCUUCAAGCGAGACAAACCCAAUUCAUGAGAGCGUUUUGAACAGCCACACACACUUUUUUAUUCCUUUUAAUUGUUAAAAAUUUGGUAUGUUCAAUAAAUCGAAAAAUAUAUAUAUAUAUAUACACACACUUAUAUUUAUUAUAAGCUUUAGAACAUAACUCUAAUUUAUAAUCUGAAUUGUAAAGCGAAAGCUAGCACGUUUUAAUCAAUCCGAAAGAAAGAAAUUCACAAUAAUAUUCGAAAUGCAAUUUGCUACGAACAAAAUAAGAUGCAUACAUAAAAUGUUCGCGAUGACGAGGAAUGCAAUUUGAAUUGAGAAUAGGACGCAUUAAUUAAUAUUCAGGCAUUCAAGCUAUAACAUAUAUUGAUAGGUAUUUAAUCAGCGCGUAUGCAUAUAAUCAAUUACCAUAUGAUACUUAGAUACUGACCUAAAGUGUUAUUGUUUCAUAUACAUGCAUAUAUAUGUGUAUCCCUUUAACUGCGAAUUGUAACUAUAUUUCGAAAUUAGCAAGAUCGAGCAAAGUGUUAAACUACUUAGAAGAUAUGCCAAUAAAACCAAAUUGUAAACACAACUGUCGAUGGUCGAUGGUCGUGGCCCUUGUAUCUAAUUGCAUCGGAUUGUAUCUAAACAGUAAGCUUUACUUUUAACUACGUCUAUGUAUGUGUGUGCCACAUAUACCAUAUUAGAAUUAAUUUGCAUUUGUGUGUGAGUGCCCAUAGCAAGUCGUCUCUUAGCUAAGAAAAAAAUAUUUGUUGUUAAAACUGGUCUUUCGUGUGGCAAAUGAAGCGUGUGUACAUUUGCCCAACAACUUUUCGGAAUUAGUUUACACAAAAUUGUUAAAAUAUAUAUAUAUACAUAUGUAAAGAAUCCAAUAAACUGUUGCUCUUGCUAAACGAUGGGUCGCUGAUGCGCUGAUGCUGCUGUAUCGAGCUCUAGUCUGUGGCCUAUUGUGUUAACUGCAAAUGUAUAUAAGUCAAGUUAAACAGCCUAGAAUCGCGCCCAAUGACAGAACUUGAAAAAUAACUAAAUAAAUAGCAAUCAAAUUUAAAUAUAGUCCCAAUCCUUAAAGUAUUCUUAUCCAAAAACUUAUUUAAAAACUGUACGCUAUUGUCCAUUAAGUAUUGAACAUUUCAAACGAUUUUUCAAAUUGUAUUAUUUAUUUCAAAUUUCAUUGAAUAGUUUGCCUUUUGUUGUUUACACCAUAUUUCAUUGAAUUAACCAACAAAUGUUGUCUCAUGUGUAUUCGUAAAUUAUGCAAUUAGUCCCAAAGUGUUGUAAUAUUUCAAAAUUAUAUCAUCGCUAUCAAUUAUGAAGAACCAGCACAUGUAUACACACAUAAAAUUCAAUACAAACAUAUAUUAUAUAUUAUAUAAAUUUCAAAUAAUGAAAAUACCAUUUUAAAGUUUUGCGUGUGUAUCUAUUGUUCGUACAAGUAAAAUAAAACAUUUCCAAAAAUUUAAAUUUAA